ACCAAGUUUCAGUCUGGCCACUGCAUCUGAUCAAAGAACAGAGGCACGAGGGGGGGGGGAAAGCAGAUUAUUCCAGUGAGAUCUAAGCAAACAUCUCUUUAGGUAUCUGAGAUCUUUUUUUAUCAUGAAGCUCUUCGCAGUCGUUUUUCUCUUAGUGUUCAUUGCCAUCUGCUUUACCAGCAUAGAAGGAUCAAAAUGCAAAUGUGCAAGAAAAGGCCCCAAAAUAAGAUUCUCUGAUAUACAGAAACUUGAAGAGAAGCCAAAGUAUCCAUAUUGCAAGGAAAGAAUGGUCAUUGUCACCAUGAAAUCACGGUUCAGAGGAGGCCAUCAGUAUUGCUUACAUCCCAAACUCCCAAGUACAAAGAGAUUACUUAAGUGGUACACAAUAUGGAAAGAGAAAGAGAGAGUUUAUGAAGAGUAAGAAGGUAAAAGGAUAAUACAAGUAACAAGGUUGUGUAGCGGACAUAAGGAAAAGG
This is a messenger RNA of Euleptes europaea (tarantolino), 476 nucleotides long. RefSeq names its product C-X-C motif chemokine ligand 14 (gene CXCL14). The record is from RefSeq and is a predicted model, not a curated record. NCBI's taxonomy places the organism in Eukaryota, Metazoa, Chordata, Lepidosauria, Squamata, Sphaerodactylidae. The coding region runs from base 125 to 421 and encodes 98 amino acids. Gene Ontology annotation, cellular component: extracellular region. Gene Ontology annotation, biological process: cell chemotaxis; antimicrobial humoral immune response mediated by antimicrobial peptide. Gene Ontology annotation, molecular function: chemokine activity. The transcript is spliced from 4 exons.